Leguminivora glycinivorella is the source of this 729-nucleotide messenger RNA. RefSeq lists its product as uncharacterized. The transcript has 3 exons. NCBI's taxonomy places the organism in Eukaryota, Metazoa, Arthropoda, Insecta, Lepidoptera, Tortricidae. Bases 34 to 441 code for a protein of 135 amino acids. The record is from RefSeq and is a predicted model, not a curated record.
CAAACAUACACAAAGGAAAUUUAAAACAAAACGAUGCCACCGAAAAUGUCGAAAAUACGGUCAACGAAUAAACAACUACGGGUUUUGGCGGAAUACAUGUCGCAGAACUCCCGCUUCGCAAAUCGGGAGUACGACGGUCCACUAGGAAACCAGCGGUACGAGGCGCAGUGGGAGAGCCUCGCCGCCUUAUUAAGAGAGCACGGGCCGGACAAACCUGUGAAGGCUUGGAAAGUGACAUGGCGUGACAUGUGUCGCAAAGCAAGGCGAAGCAACGCUGCUGUCAAUCGGGCAAGAAACGUAACGGGUAAUGUUAUGAACAUCCCUGACAUUACCGAGGAAGAGGCGCUCGUUCUGGACGCUAUUGGAAAGGACACCUCAGAAGGAGUGGGUCCCGAGGAGUCCACAAUUGGUGAUGUAUGUUCUGACACUUAUAUUUUCUAAAAUUUUUUAACAGCAUACAUCAGAAGGACCAUGGUACUUUAAAAUAGUGCAAACGCAAAUGAAAAGCAAAUAUACCUGAAAUAUUAUUAAAGGUAGUCCUUUGCAGUGUAGUAAAACUCCAAAUGGCCCAGUCGUUCCGGUGUAAGCUUAUCAGAUAUCGAAGCACACUAAGGUUACUAGAAAAGUUAACUUUUUCUGUUAUAUUAAAGUUUUUAUAAGUAAUUGCGAGACCGAUUUUACGUAUCCUUGCCGGGGCCAUGCAUGCAUGGCCAGGCCCGGCAAGGCCAA